Molecule: messenger RNA, 2680 nt
Organism: Paramisgurnus dabryanus
Lineage: Eukaryota; Metazoa; Chordata; Actinopteri; Cypriniformes; Cobitidae
Gene: siah2l
Product: seven in absentia homolog 2 (Drosophila)-like
Biological process (GO): multicellular organism development; proteasome-mediated ubiquitin-dependent protein catabolic process
Cellular component (GO): cytoplasm
Molecular function (GO): zinc ion binding; ubiquitin conjugating enzyme binding; ubiquitin protein ligase activity
Source: RefSeq, a predicted model, not a curated record
AACUGUGGCGGCCAUGUUGUGUCCGUGGGGGACUGGUGGAGUGCGUACGGAACAGAUUCUGGCUCCGCUCGGGAGUACACGGCGGGGUUCGCGGGCUUGAACUCGUCUGGGCGUAACAUCACACAUCGACAUGAGCCGUCCGUCCUCUGCCGGUGGCGCGGCUGGAGGACUCGGAGCCGUUAAAGUAGGAGGAAGUAAGCAUGGAGGCUCCGGAGGAACAACCGCCUCCGCUGCUGCAGCGGCUGUGGGGGUGCCCGGCUCUGUCUCGGUCACCGCGGCCGCUGUAGCCCUUCCAAUCACGGCCCUACCAGGACAAUCGGCCGAGCUGACAGCGCUGUUCGAGUGUCCGGUGUGUUUCGACUAUGUGCUGCCGCCGAUACUGCAAUGCCAGGCUGGGCAUCUGGUGUGUAACCAGUGUCGCCAGAAGCUCAGCUGUUGCCCGACCUGUCGAGGCCCUCUCACCCCGAGCAUACGGAACCUGGCGAUGGAGAAAGUUGCAUCCACAUUGCCGUUUCCGUGUAAGUAUGCCUCGGCCGGAUGCCUGCUUUCUCUCCACCACAGCGAGAAGCCGGAGCACGAAGAGGUGUGUGAGUUUCGCCCGUACACCUGCCCCUGCCCGGGGGCUUCCUGCAAAUGGCAGGGCUCUCUGGAGGCCGUCAUGCCACAUCUCAUGCACGCCCACAAAUCCAUUACCACAUUACAGGGGGAGGACAUUGUUUUUCUAGCCACGGACAUCAACCUGCCAGGGGCCGUGGACUGGGUCAUGAUGCAGUCGUGCUUCGGCCACCACUUUAUGCUGGUUUUAGAAAAGCAGGAAAAGUACGAAGGACACCAGCAGUUCUUUGCCAUCGUGCUGCUUAUUGGCACACGAAAGCAGGCGGAGAACUUUGCCUACCGCCUUGAGUUGAACGGCAACAGGAGGCGGCUCACGUGGGAGGCCACGCCACGCUCGAUACAUGACGGUGUGGCGGCCGCCAUCAUGAACAGUGACUGCCUCGUAUUCGAUACCUCUAUCGCCCACUUGUUUGCCGACAAUGGCAACCUGGGUAUCAACGUCACCAUCUCCAUGUGCUGAGGUGGUAUGUUAUCUCCUAUAAGAAUAGGACUGGACAACUGCUGCUCCCGAUCAAACAGAAGGGUCUGGAGAUAACGGGUGGGAGAUGUAUACAUUUGUGUACAUUUCUGUUCAAGACUCAUCCGCUCAAACAACGCACACUAAAGUUUCACUUGUAGGUUAGCAUGCUAGGUGCAUUGCAGGAGUUGUUAAGUUAUUGAGGAAUAAUGGGGGUGCUGGUGCAGUUCAGAUUUUCUCUUGUACGCUCCAUACACACCAAGACCUGAACCUUCAUAACCAUCUGAUCACACUCAAAGUGGAGACUAAAAUGUUCUCUGCCGUGCCCGAAACCAAAAGACUUUUUGGCCGGACGGCCCAGAUUCACAGAAAUCUGGAUCAUCUGAUCAGUCAGGCGUCAGUGAUGCGUAACUUGGGCAGAGUCUAAGUGCGUCUCAGAAGCACCUUACAAGUAUAAAAAUGCACUGCCCGCUUUGGUUUUCUAUCAAGAAUAUCAGUUGGAACCAUGACGGUUGUACAUUGCAAUGUAAGGGAGGUGAAUGUUUGUGAAAUAUCUUGAUAAAUGGUCUGCAUAGUGGAAAUAAAAUUUACUUGCAAAAAUGAUUGUAUAGCCACCAUUUUCAGAAUCUGACCUCUUUACCCAUCAUCUCUCUUAUUUACCCUUUUUUAAUAAACAUGUCUUUGCUAUCACAAGACAGAAAUCAGAUAGCAACUGGAGUGCUAGUCAAAUCAGGUUUUGAUCUAGUUAACAAACUAGACAACUUUUUUACCCAUCAUCUGCUCUAAUGCCACAUCUGAAAUAUGUUUUUCAAACUUGCUUUGUUUGUUUGUUUGUUCUGCAUUACUUUGCCUUUUAAGUGUACGAUAUCACCAGUGACUGCAUGUAAACAAUUAAUGUUUUGCAAUUGCAAACGAUCUUUGUCUUGUUCUGUCUGUUUACUUGCGUUCCUUAUAUUAGAAAUUAUUGAUGAGACUCAUUGUUAAUAUACCAGCAAAUUCAGUUUUGUUGAUAUAUGUUGUUAUUGUUGUGUCUCUUCAAAUACGAUUGUUUAGUCUAGACCAAACAUUUAUUUGAAUUACUUUAAAAAUCCAGCAAGAGAUUAUUUACUCACCCCAUUGGUCAAUGAACCCACAAUGCCUUACUUGUAUACAAACUCAGUCUUUUAAGGUCCGCCUUCUUCCAGGUCACAAACCUCCAGUGUCUUGAAAGGACUUGAAGGAGACUAAACAGAAAUUUACAAAGUGGCAUUUACGGUUUGGAAGGACAUACAAUGUUCACAGGUCAUCCUAUCUGGCCCAAAACCUGCUGUGGUUUUAGGUGCACUAAAAGUAUCCAGACCUUCUAAUCAUAUACCUCUAAUGUAUGUGCAAAAACAGCACUGAUAUCCCUGAAUGUGGGUGGUGGCAUGAAGAGAUCCCAUGUUUGACGCAAACCGCUUUUCUUUAUCUAUCUGCUAUUUUGAUGUUUUAUACACAAAGGAAAUGUUUUGUAGAUAAAUUUGUACAUGAAAUCGAUUUGGAGAAAAUGAUGUAAAUGUUAAAGGAAUAUUCCAUUUUCUUAAAAGAAAAAUCCAGAUAAUUUACUCACCACCAUGUCAUCCAAAAUGU